Messenger RNA from Zea mays, 1706 nucleotides. Its product is annotated as nucleic acid binding protein. Gene Ontology annotation, molecular function: metal ion binding. The coding region runs from base 106 to 1218 and encodes 370 amino acids. The transcript has a single exon. Lineage: Eukaryota; Viridiplantae; Streptophyta; Magnoliopsida; Poales; Poaceae. The record is from RefSeq and is marked provisional.
GUCCCCAGCCCGCGCACUGCCCCCGGUCUCUCUCUCUCAACACACCGAUAAGCCCAGUCCACCGGAUCUCCCGUAGUCCAGAGACUGAGUUGAAGGAAGGAAGCCAUGAUGAUGAUGGGCGAAGGCGUGAGCAUGCCGCCGUGGUCCCACCACGUCCCUGUGAGCGGCGUCGACGAAGGCGACGAGAUGACGCCGUACCUGCUCGCGGCGCUGCGCCAGUACCUGCCGUGCAACGACGCCGGCGCCGAGGCCGAGGAGGAUGAGGCGGCGGCGGCGGCCGCCGCCAUGGCGGCGGGCGUGGACGGCUACGGCUGCGACGAGUUCCGCAUGUACGAGUUCAAGGUCCGGCGGUGCGCGCGCGCGCGCAGCCACGACUGGACCGAGUGCCCCUUCGCGCACCCGGGGGAGAAGGCGCGGCGCCGCGACCCGCGCAAGUACCACUACUCCGGCGCCGCCUGCCCGGACUUCCGCAAGGGCGGGUGCAAGCGCGGCGACGGCUGCGACAUGGCGCACGGCGUCUUCGAGUGCUGGCUCCACCCGGCGCGCUACCGCACCCAGCCCUGCAAGGACGGCACGGCCUGCCGCCGCCGGGUCUGCUUCUUCGCGCACACCGCGGACCAGCUGCGCGUGCUCCCGCCCACGCCUCAGCAGCAGUCCAGCCCCAGGGGCGCCGCCUGCUCUUCCCCGCUCGCCGAGUCCUACGACGGCUCCCCGCUCCGGCGCCAGGCGUUCGAGAGCUACCUCACCAAGAGCAUCAUGUGCUCGUCGCCGACCAGCACCCUCCUGUCGCCGCCCAAGUCGCCCCCGUCGGAGUCCCCGCCAUUGUCGCCCGACUUCCGCCGUGGGUGCUGGCCGGGCGCCGGGUCCCCCGUCAACGACGUGCUCGCCUCGCUCCGCCAGCUCCGCCUCAGCAGGGCCAACUCGUCCCCGUCGGGCGGCUGGUGCGGCUACCCUGCAUCCGCGGUCGCGUACGGAUCGCCUACGGGGGGCGCGCUCUACGGCCUGUCCUCCACCCCGAGGGCCACCGCCGCAUCCUGCUACAUGGCCAACCUGGACCCUCUCGACGUCAGCUUCGGCGGCGACGACGAGCCCGUGGAGAGGGUGGAGUCCGGCCGCGCCCUCCGCGCGAAGGUGUUCGAGCGGCUUAGCAGGGAGGGCGCUGUUUCCGGCGACGCCGGUGGCCCCGACGUCGGUUGGGUCUCCGACCUCAUCAACUGAGCGCGGCGGCGGCAGUGGCAAUAACAAUGGGCACGGAGAAAGGUGAUGGUGAGCCGUAACGGAGAAGGAUGGUACGGAGUAUCCAAAAAAAAAAUAUUUCCCUAUAUUUAAUUUCGUUCCUCAGUUAAUUCCGAUAAUCCCCGUGUACAUAUCUAUCACCCUGUGAAUAUUCUCAGUUGGUAAGAGGGAGGAUGCUAGGUGGUGGAAGUGGAAGGAGGGGUGGAUUUGUUUUGGGGUUCUUGAGGGUAGUAGAAAAUAUCCAAGAAAAAUAGAAAAAAAAAGUGUACAGCAGAUGCAGUAGCGCGGUGGCGGUGGUUGUGUCCCUCUUCUGUGCAUAGGGUUAGGGUGUUGGUGGCGAAGCAUGGCGGGGGCUGAUGUGACGACGAAGGCGGGCCGGAUUUCCACCACGGCUUGGUAUUUCUGUGAUUCCGGAACAUGGUAGUUUGAUGUUGUUUUUUUUAAGUUAGUGGACUAGUUGGCGAUUGCAA